AUGAGUGAAAAUGAGGGGCAUCUUCCACGAGAUGGGCCAGAGGCAGCCGAACCCCGCGGGGCCAUUUCGGACUUUUUCGUGAGAGAAGCUUCUCCUCCGGGCUGUGACCAGGAAGUGUCCCGUCCGAGGCCAGACCUUCUCUCCCCAGAGACAGGGCCGGGGAAGACUUCUCGCUGUGGCUUCCGGAAGCGUAAGGAGACUGUGGUGCACCAGCGAGCAUUCAUGGGAGAGAAGCCCUACAUCUGCAUCGAGUGCGGGCAGAGCUUCAACCGCAGCUCCGACCUGAUCCGCCACCAGAGGAUCCACACCGGGGAGAAGCCGUACAUGUGUGCUGACUGCGGCAAGAGCUUCAGCCGCCGCUCUCACCUCAUCCAGCACCAGCGUGUCCACACGGGUGAGCGGCCGUACCAGUGCAAGGACUGCGGGAAGAGCUUCAGCCAAAGCACCCACCUGGUGCAGCACCAGCGCAACCACACUGGCGAGAGGCCUUAUGUCUGUGCCAAGUGCGGGAGGAACUUCUACCAGAACUCAGGCCUGCUCCGCCACGCCAACUUUCACACGGGUGAGAAACCUUACAAGUGCCCCCAGUGCGGGAAGCGCUUCAGCGACAGCUCCAACCUCAUUGCCCACCAGCGGCUCCACACAGGCGAGAAGCCCUACAAGUGUGCUGACUGCAACAAGUGCUUCAGUGAGAGCUCUAAGCUGGUCAUCCACCGGCGUGUCCACACAGGUGAGAAGCCAUACUUGUGCCCUGACUGCGGAAAGAGUUUCAGCCAGCGCUCGCACCUUGUCCAGCACCGUCGCACCCACACCGGGGAGAAGCCCUACAAGUGUGCCGAGUGUGGGACCUGCUUCAGUGACAACUCUACCCUCAUCCGUCACCGUCGUACCCACACUGGGGAGAAACCUUUCAAGUGCUCCCACUGUGGGAAGAGCUUCAGUCGCAACUCCUACUUAGUCUCACACCAGCGGGUGCACGUGUGGUAGGCAGCGUCACUAGGUGUGGUCUGGGGGUGACCUAGGAUGCAGCUCCUGGUCCAGGCCUGUCCAAAAUGUGCCUGAGGGACAAGGGGGUGGACAAGGGUGUGACUACACCAGGGCUCCUGGAUUAUAGGCAGCUGGCCAGAGUAAUGCCUUUGGCCCCUGUUGCCCUUUUCAGUCACCUCCUCCCAACGCACCUCAGGCAUGGACGGAAAGUGAGCAGAGGUUGCGGUGGGUAGUUCUGCAUCCCAAGGCGCUGUCAUCCUCUUUUCCUGGUACUAGAAUCGGAUGCCAUCUGCCACGUGGCCAAGGUGCUGAUGUUUUCUCCCACCUGCCCAUGAGAGGUGUCUGCCUGGGAGCCUGAGGAGAGAACGCGCAACGUCAGUCACAGGAUGAGAAGCUGCUUGGUCAUGCAACAUAGGCAUGUGUGGUUGUGUCAAGGGAAAUAAGAUGGGAGAUGGGGUCCUUAAAGGGCUUUGUUCCACUCCCAGCUGAAAUGUUGUGACCGAUAUAACAUCGCACAGGUCUGUGGGAGCUCUCCACGCUUGUCUAAGCCAGCUCUGUGUCUCGUACAGCAGUCAGGAAGGUCAAAGCUAAGUAAGUCCUGCUGAGAAGCUGGAAACUCCGCAUUAUGCAUAUGCAGCGUGUGGGCCAACUUGAAGCACAGGCAAAGACCGCUUGAGUCUGCUUGUAAAAGGAACAUGUAGGCAUACCCUGAACCAGAGAAGGAAGGCCUGCCUGCAAAGGUUUUCUGCAAAUGCUGCUGGGAUGGUAGGAAUGAGGGAGUUGCAGGAUAGGGGCAUGGCCUGUUCUGGAAUCUCAGAACUGGUGGGUAACUGAUGUAGAAAACUAUCGUACCUGGAGGCUUAAAAAAAAAAAAAAAAAAAAUCAGAAUUAUACUUUCUGCUGCUAAGACUGUGGUACGCAACUUGGCAGGUGUAUGGAGGUCGCUUGUGAGUUUGUACUGGUAGCUGCCUCAUUCUGCAGAAUUUGGCUUCACAGGUACAUUUCAAGUGGGCUGGUGUAAGCUGUGUUGCAAAAUGGGACAGAACAGCAGCAUACUGGGACUGACUUGAUUCCGUACCAGUAUUUCUCAAGUCCCAUUUUGACCAGCGUGUGUGUGCGUGUGUGUAAAUAACAUCUAUAUGUAUGUACUCACAUAUGUACGAACUAGCUUUUGUACCAAGUGUAUCUUCACACUCACAUGUGAGCGAUCAUGCAUGCACGCACCACGGCAGUGGUCAAAAUGGCCAGCUGUGUGACACUACACCACACCAGUACUUCUCAAAACGCUAAACAUACUGUAUAUACUAGCAUUUCUCAAUAAGAAGCUGGGAGAAACAGGUUUUGUACCAAAACGGAAUUUUCACAUCAGGAUAUUCAGUUUUACACUGAUUACUUUGUGUGUGUGUGUAUAAGAUCUGGAAUUGAGUUGUUUUAUUUAUAUAUCUAUAUAAAAAUGUGUGGCCCCUAUGGUUGCAAGGAAUGAUUUCUAAAUGUCACUCAGCGUAGUGGUCUCCCCCUUGUUUUACACAGGUACAUAUCAGUGGCGGUUGUAGGAUGUACCCCCCUCAUGGUUUUAACUACAAGGAAUUGCAGUGUUUAUAUUUUUGACUGUUUUGCUGCUGAACAGUUUAGUGACGAUACCGACUGGUGUGCUUAUCCAGCACUGCUGGAGCUUAGAAAAGAUUUCUGGUUUUGCGAUGAACCUUACUAAUCCUGCAGCUGGCUCCGUGACUUCAGCAGGUCACUGGGAAAAAGGAAUGCAGACUGAAGCCAGUGAAAGGACUGGAGCUGUGUUGGGGAAGAGAUGAAGGAAAUAACGAUGCUAAGAAGAUCCAUGGAUUUGAGCAGCUGCUGGCCAGGGAUGCUUGUGAAUGGCUUGCCCUACAGAACUUGCUACUCUCCAGGGGAUUGCAGGGAUCCCUUCUGCAAGCCCCCAGCUACUUCUUCACAGAAUCACAGAAUCACUAAGGUUGGAAAAGACCUGUAAGAUCAUCAAGUCCAACCUUAAAAAAAAAAAAGCACUCAACUGCUGAUAAAAUGUUAUUUUCAUAUAGUUUAAUAAAAAGGAGCUGUAGGGGGGAGUGUGAAAUUGUUUGCAGCUUCUAGAGGAACAAGGCACCUUUAUGUGCAGCUGCUCAGGGAAAUAGAAGGAGCUUUCGGAAAUGGGGUGGGCUUUGUUUACACAGGAACCAAAGCCUUCGUUUGCAAAUGCACAUUUUUGCUUUUAGUUUUGUGGGGGUUUUUUGGUUGUGGGGUUUUUUUUUUUAU
Gavia stellata (red-throated loon) is the source of this 3255-nucleotide messenger RNA. RefSeq names its product zinc finger protein 239. The transcript has a single exon. The coding region runs from base 1 to 987 and encodes 328 amino acids. Gene Ontology annotation, cellular component: nucleus. Gene Ontology annotation, biological process: central nervous system development; regulation of transcription by RNA polymerase II. The record is from RefSeq and is a predicted model, not a curated record. Lineage: Eukaryota; Metazoa; Chordata; Aves; Gaviiformes; Gaviidae. Gene Ontology annotation, molecular function: DNA-binding transcription factor activity, RNA polymerase II-specific; RNA polymerase II cis-regulatory region sequence-specific DNA binding.